Messenger RNA from Nymphaea colorata (pocket water lily), 1577 nucleotides. Its product is annotated as dehydrodolichyl diphosphate synthase CPT3-like. The transcript has 3 exons. Lineage: Eukaryota; Viridiplantae; Streptophyta; Magnoliopsida; Nymphaeales; Nymphaeaceae. The record is from RefSeq and is a predicted model, not a curated record. Gene Ontology annotation, biological process: polyprenol biosynthetic process. Bases 396 to 1250 code for a protein of 284 amino acids. Gene Ontology annotation, cellular component: endoplasmic reticulum.
UUUAUGUGUGUGUGUGUGUGUGUGUGUGUGAGAGAGAGAGAGAGAGAGAGAGAGAGAGAAGGUUCUAGGAGGCCAUUUCCUCUUCGUGCAACUGAGAGAUUCUGUUGGUUAUAUCAACGUUUAACGACGAACAGAAAGUUGUAGAAAGAAAGAGACUCUUAAAAGAGCCACCACCACCCUUCAUUUUUGUGUUCAAAAUUUUUUCAUAGAAAGGGAUGGGAACCAAGAUCCGACGACAGCCAUCAGGCGUCUCUUUCCUUUCAAUUUUCUGAGAGCGGAGGAAGAAACAACAAUAUAACUCACUAAGCAUCUCCAGCAGCAACGUCGAGGAAAUAGCUUCCCAGAAUUUCUCCUCGCUCUCUCUGGUAAUUUUCAGUCUAAGAAGAGAUCAAGAAAUGGAUGGUGUUGCAGAUGGUGCUUUCUCCUGGAUUUAUGGUCUCAUUUGCAAUUUUUUCCGCAAAAUCAUCUUGUCAAUAGUUUCUGCGGGCCCUAUGCCUACCCAUGUUGCAAUGAUUAUGGAUGGGAAUCGCAGAUUCGCACGAUAUCGCAAGAUGAAGAAAAAUUCUGGGCACAGAUAUGGUUUCCAAUCUUUGGUUUCCACUCUCCGUAACUGCUACGAAUUAGGGAUCAAAUAUGUGAGUAUUUAUGCCUUCAGCAUCGAUAAUUUCAAUCGGAAGCCAGAGGAAGUUGGUGGUGUAAUGGAUCUGAUGCAUGAAAAAAUUGAGGAUGCUCUCAGAGAAGGAAGUUUCAUCAAGACAUUCGGUGUGAAGGUUCAAUUUGUAGGGAAGUUGGAGCUUUUGCCGGAGCAUGUUAGGAGUUCUGCCGACAAAUUAAUGAAAGAGACUGCAGAGAACACUAGAGGAAUGUUGUCAAUAUGUGUCUGUUACACUUCCACAGAUGAGAUAGCACAUUCUGUUCAGGAAGCUUUUCAUGAGAACUGCAUAAGAUCAGGGAAGUUCUUGAAUGGGAAUGAAUGUGGAAAAUCUGAAGCUAAUUCAGAUGCAUGUCCAAUCACGCUAGCAGAUUUAGAGAAGCACAUGUACAUGGCCCAUUGUCCAGACCCAGAUAUAUUAAUUAGGACAUCAGGUGAGACUCGAUUGAGUAAUUUUCUUCUAUGGCAAGCCAAUUCUUGUUACUUGCAUAUUUCAAGAGCACUGUGGCCAGAAUUCUCUCUUAGGUAUCUGGUGUCUGCAAUUUUGGAGUACCAGAGAGUGCAGCCAUAUUUAGAAAAGAUAAAGAAGAAACAAUGAUUGGUUAAUGGAGCAUAAGGUUCAUGGAGUUUGAAAAUCAUAUAUCCAUGUGGAGGAAUGGCCUUUUCAAUAGUAACAUUGUAAACUACGGUCUGUUUCCUUUUAUUGGGUGUGCAAAAGAGAAGGGGCGAUGUAUGAAAAAUAUGGUGUCUAUCAUAGCAAGGAAUAACAACUGUGAAAAAUGCUGCAUGACAUGGUGAAUAAUGUACAAUAUAACUGCAUGAGCAUGGUGAAUAAAGUACAAUGUAAAAGCAGGUAUUACUUUCAGUUAUCAUUGUGCUAUAAUUAAUGUUAAUUUAUAAAUAGCACUCAAUUUUCCUUUUUAGA